Messenger RNA from Perca flavescens (yellow perch), 928 nucleotides. RefSeq names its product centrosomal protein 20 (gene cep20). Gene Ontology annotation, cellular component: ciliary basal body; centrosome; motile cilium. The transcript has 4 exons. Gene Ontology annotation, biological process: cilium assembly; microtubule anchoring. Bases 54 to 494 code for a protein of 146 amino acids. NCBI's taxonomy places the organism in Eukaryota, Metazoa, Chordata, Actinopteri, Perciformes, Percidae. Gene Ontology annotation, molecular function: protein binding. The record is from RefSeq and is a predicted model, not a curated record.
CUGGUAGUAUUGAACUGUGGCAGACAGACAGUCGUUUGUUUACAUUUGUUGCAAUGGCGACCAUCACUGAACUGAAGUGUGCUGUAAGGGAAACCCUGGAGUCCCGCGGUGUGAUGGGCCAGCUGAAGGCUCGUAUCCGGGCAGAGGUAUUCAGCGCCCUGGAUGACCAACGUGAACCUCGUCCGCCGCUGUCCCACGAAAACCUGCUGAUCAACGAGCUCAUCCGGGAGUACCUGGAGUUCAACAAGUACAGAUACACUGCGUCAGUCCUGACAGCAGAGUCAGGCCAACCUGAAGUUCCCUUGGACAGACAGUUCCUUGCAAAUGAGCUGAAAGUCACAGAGGAUGCAAGCUCCAAGUCUGUACCUCUUCUCUAUGGCUUGGUGUGCCACUUUGUGAACAGCGGUGAUAGUGGUGGAAAGGUGUUUCUGCGGGGUGCCUCUCUGCCAGCUGGUACAACAGCCAGCAACACAGUACCUGGACCUGAUGCCUAAAAGUUGAUGCACUCAAGUAAUGGUUCAGGAUGGAUUGAAAAGAUGCCUUUACACACUUUUUGGGGAGAUUUAAGUGACCUAAUAAUCUUCCAUAGUUUUUACGGUGUUUUUAACUAAAUGUUCACAGGCAUUACAGCAUGGACUAUAUGAAUUCUACUGAUACAAAUGCACAAGUCAUUUCUAUUGCUUUAUUCUGUAAGUUGCCAAUGAUACCAGAUGGCCUUUUUUGUUUAGGUUUAAAUAUCUGACUUUACCAAAUGGGUUUAGUAUCAGUCGGUUGGUACUGCUUGCAUUAAUCCAUAUUGCUCGUUCUCUCAUUAAUUCAGGCAAAAUGUUAAGAUAACAUUCCUUGAUGUCUGCUCUAUUUUAAUUUACAAAUGUUUGAUACUUUUAUAUUGUCUUUUAGUUGUUGAAAAAUAAAUGUUUUAUAUUUA